AUGAGCGCCUCUCUCACUGCGGUCCGCCGGGCCACCGCGGCCAACAGCAGUCUACUGGGCAGGGGCCGAACAAUUCCCCGCGCGGCCAUGCGCUCGACGACGAUGAACCUGAUGCGGAACUCCCGGAACCUGGCCAUGCGCGACAACGUCUCGUUUGUGAUCUUCGCGUCGGCACGCGGCUUUUCUACAGAGACGCACUCUGCAGUCGGCGGCCCGCCAUCCGGCCCACCGCCUGGCUUCGACCCGGAAAAGGCUAAGAUUCCUCUGCCGAAAGAAAACAGCCAGACGAGUGCGGCAGGCUCCGCCAAGACUUCCACCAAGGCCAAGGCGAAGGAGACGACGGCGACUUCGUCAUCCAAGACGGCACCUCUCGCCGAGGCGGUCGGCCAGCCGCCUGCAGCCGAUGCUGCGGCUUCCGAGGGCAAGCCAGUGGUGGCACUGGAGGCCAAGAGCGGCAAGAAGGCGGACGAGGUGAAGCUGACACUCUCACAAAAGAUCAAGAAGGAGGCACAGCACUACUGGGACGGCACGAAGCUGCUGGCGACAGAAGUCAAGAUCAGCACGCGACUCGCCGUCAAGAUGGCGGCUGGCUACGAGCUGACGCGCCGCGAGCACCGACAGCUGACACGGACGGUGCAAGACCUGAGCCGGCUGGUCCCGUUCUCGGUGUUUGUGAUUGUGCCGUUUGCGGAGCUGCUGCUGCCGGUGGCUCUGCGGCUGUUCCCCAACAUGCUGCCGAGCACUUACGAGGGCCAGCAGUCGCGCGAGAAGAAGGCGUCGUUCCUGCGGGCGACGCGCAAGGAGGUCAGCACGUUUCUGCGGCAGACGAUGAAGGAGACCGGGCUGCCGAUCCAGUCGGGUACGGCGCACCGGGCCGAGUUCACCAAUUUCUUCCGCAAGGUGCGGGCGACGGGCGAGCAGCCGACGGCGGAGGACGUGAUCAAGGUGUGCAAGACGUUCAAGGAUGACAUGACGCUGGACAACCUGUCGCGGCCGCAGCUAGUGUCGAUGUGUCGGUACAUGAACCUAAACACGUUUGGCACGGACAUGAUGCUGCGGUACCAGGUGCGCCACCGGAUGCGGCAGAUCAAGCGGGACGAUCGGGCGAUCAGCUACGAGGGCGUCGACAGCUUGACGGUGGCGGAGCUGCAGACGGCGUGUGCGAGCCGCGGCAUCAAGUCGUACGGCGUCUCGCCGGCGCGGCUGCGCGAGGAUCUGCAGACCUGGCUGGACCUGCGGCUCAAGGAGGGCGUGCCGUCAACGCUGCUGGUGCUGAGCAGCGCAUACAUGUACGGACAGCCGUCGACGGGCAAGAACGACGGCGGCGCAGUGCAGACGCAGAUCGAGGCGCUGACGGGCGUGCUGUCGUCCAUCCCGGAGGAGCUCUACCACGAGAUCGAGUUGGCGGUCGACAAUGCCGAGGGCCAGGCGACGAACAAGCAGCGGCUCGAGGUGCUGCGGGAGCAGGAGGACCUGAUCGAGGACGAGGCCGAGCAGAACCAGGUGAACCAGAAGAAGGGCCUGGCCACACCGCGGGACGUCGACAACAUUGACGAGGAGCAGGAGCGGGCGCUGCUGGAGGCGGCCGCUUCCGGUGAGGAUGUCGCGGCCGAGAAGGACCAAAAAGCGGCUGCUCCGACGGAGAGCAAGUGA
Grosmannia clavigera kw1407 is the source of this 1653-nucleotide messenger RNA. Its product is annotated as mrs7 family protein. Gene Ontology annotation, biological process: intracellular monoatomic cation homeostasis. Bases 1 to 1653 code for a protein of 550 amino acids. Lineage: Eukaryota; Fungi; Ascomycota; Sordariomycetes; Ophiostomatales; Ophiostomataceae. The record is from RefSeq and is a predicted model, not a curated record. Gene Ontology annotation, molecular function: ribosome binding. The transcript is spliced from 2 exons. Gene Ontology annotation, cellular component: mitochondrial inner membrane.